AUGUAUGGAAAUAUUGUUCCAUUGACGACCGUUGGUGCGGCACAAGUUUUGCCCAACGCGGUUCUACAGGCGACAACUAAUGGAGUACCAGCGAACGCUGUAUCAAACAAUGAUUUCGUUAUUAUUCAAGAUACAACCGCAGCGACAGCUCAAGCUGAAUUAAUCAAUCAAUUACAGAAUCAUAUCACUGAAAAUCAACAAAUUCUGAUUAUUACCGAUGAUCAAGGACAAGAUCAAUAUGUUAUCAUCGACAAAGACCAAGAUAUCAAUGCACUUUUACAAGAUGGUUCGUUAUUCAAUCAUUAUACUGAUCAACAACAACUGGCUCAAGUUCCAGCUGGUCUACAACAGCAAAUUUUGCAAAUCGCGUCCAUGCCCACUCUUCAGACGGCACAUGUGCCAACAGUUGUUUCAACACCCGUACCUAUCCAACCAAAACCGACUCCGAAAGCAAUUGCACCGGCGACGAUGAAUCCAUCCAUCGUACCACAUAAACAAUCAUUUCAAAGCAAAGUGAAUACAAAUGCCUUUCACGUUCAAAACGUCGAAGAAUCAGUUCAACGUGUUACCGCUCCACCACCAAAGCGAAAGCCAAUUGAAAUUCAUUAUGAUCCAAAAGAAAAUUCUUUCCAAAAUGUGUUUUUGAAAUUUCUCGCGGGUGAAAAGCUCCCGUCGUUAGAAGCCCUAGCUAGUGAAUCUAUCAUGCGCAAACCCAAAGAUAACGUUUACAUCGGUGCAGUUAACGCUGGCAUUGUUCUCGGUUCUCUUGGUCAGCCAACUGGUACGAUGGGCUAUCAGACAUAUAUGGUUAAUGAUGAAUCACGUAUCGAAGAAAUUAUGGUAAUUGGCCGGCCUUUGUACGAUGAUAGUAAAGGUGUUAAAAUCAAUCCUUUAUUGAAAAAUCUUCCAACGAAUGCAAAUGCAAAUCAGGCAGCGACAUUUGUACCGCAGACAAUAACAUUAACGCCAAAUACACAACAGAAUAUCAAUGCCUUGAGUGGUUUGUUCCAUAAUGGACAGACUGUACAAGGUAUUCUCAAUAAUUCGACAACGAUUACUCUGCCGCAAGAUAUACUUAAUCAAUUAGCUGCUGGAACUUUAACUGUAUCAUCAGCAUCAGCACCGAACGGAACAGAAGGUAUUGAAUCAGCGACAGCAUCGGCAGCUGCAAUACUUAGUCAAUUGAAUGAAAUGGUACAAGGUCAACAACAACAACAAACAAAUCAAAAUGCAAUCAAUGAAAUGAAUCGAGUACAAAGUGAAAAGGAAACAGCUGAUGCACUAUUAGCAGCAGCGAUCUCCAAAUCGAAUUUCGGCUCCAACCAACCAAAUGGACAAUCAGAAAUGUACCAACAAUCAUUAACAACUCAAUCGACAAAUACCAAUUCGUUAUACGACAUGAAAAGCGAACAAGCACUGUCAACAGCUGCAAAACAACAAGAAUCGGCGGUGUCAACAACAACUGAUCAAGCAAUGGCAGUUACUACUGCAGGAGAACAUCAGUUUAAUGAAGGAGCGGCAGAAACAGGACCAGAGAUCCCAUUUGAAUUGGGCCAAUUUUUGCUAUACAAAGGUCACUUUCUCAAUCUGCUUCAUUUUCCAAUAUGGAAAGUUCAUACCAAAACACUUCUACUUAAAUAUGAUACCGUACUUGCUGAUUCUGAAAUCGCAUGGGAAGCUACGGAUGAAGGGAUGUUUUAUACCAACGUCUACGAAGAUUAUGUUCCACUCAAAUGCGAACUCAAAGGUUUGCACAACAACCAAGAGGUUGUUCGUAUCGUCAACGAAUCACAUCCUAUCAAACUAAAAAUUCAUGGUCAUAUGAGUUCAGUUCGUAUUCAACAUGAUGUGUAUGCCCAAGUAUUAGUCAAUCACGUUUACGAUGCUGAUGUCUUGCCAAGAAUUAAAGCUAAUACUGAUGAAUAUGCGACUUAUAUUCGCUUAAUUGAUGAAAUUCUUGAACAACGUUAUAAUUAUGUGAUUCAAUCCCGACGUACCAUCGAAACCUUUCCCUGCGCUGUUGCUAAAUAUCCAUUGCUCGAUAUCAUCGCACAACCACAAAGACAAUUGCAUUGUCAAGUCACAGAAGACAAAUCUCAGUCUGUCACACAUACACUACGUUUCCAUGGAAAUCAAUACGAUGUUGAUACAUUAAAAGCGAGUGAAACGCCGUUACAAACACUGGAAAUCUUUGUUUGUGAAAACAUCGCUGCUCUAGCUCAAACGGCUCAUCAACUAAAACAUCAUAUCUAUCACAUGUUUUGUCAUGCUCAACAAAAAGUUGCGGAACUACAAACAUUGAAUCCAACUGCUGAUGCGACGGAAUUAAUCAGCGCAAUCUGUGGUGACACAACCUGGUUACAAGAAUUAUUUGAUCGAUUCGAUUCCAUAAUGCGUCAAGCUGAUACAUAUAUUUUCUCUAAUGUUGACAUCGCUUGGUAG
This is a messenger RNA of Adineta ricciae, 2442 nucleotides long. Lineage: Eukaryota; Metazoa; Rotifera; Eurotatoria; Adinetida; Adinetidae. The record is from the annotation of a GenBank genome assembly.